AUGCAGAUGUCCUCAAUCAUCUACUUCUUCUUCUCCAUCCUGAUCCCUGCAGGGGUGUGUCUGAAGUGUGAAUACUGCAGUAGCAGCAGUGGCUUCUGCACCGGUGCAGCGCACAUCUGCCGACCGUUCGAAAACACCUGCCUCACUCUCACCACCGAGACAACCAUUGGAAAUGAAGUGUGGCUGGCCACUUACAAAGGCUGCACCAAAAUCAAGCAUUGUGUCCCAUCGCCCAUGAGUUUUACUCUCCCUUCCAGACGUAAACGGAGUGCAGCAAAGUGUUGCCGUAAGGAUCUUUGCAACAGCGGAACAGUGACAUUGCCCCGACUCGGGAUCCGACCAAAUGGACUGAAAUGUCCAGGAUGCAUCUCACAGGAUCUAACUUGCAAACCCACUGAGCUGAUCCAUUGCAACGGCUGGGAAGACUAUUGCGUGUAUUAUGACUUGACAGUGGAACAAGAUGGAAGAUUCUACACUCAUGCAGAACGGGGCUGUGGAACCAAGAAUGCUUGUCUGAAUGAGGCACGUGUUUUCGGGGUGCCAGGACUAUACAAGGAGAUUAUAAAGAAACCAGAGUGCACGCCUGCUCCCAAAAUUAUCGGCAAGUGGCCCUGA
Python bivittatus (Burmese python) is the source of this 615-nucleotide messenger RNA. RefSeq names its product phospholipase A2 inhibitor and Ly6/PLAUR domain-containing protein-like. The record is from RefSeq and is a predicted model, not a curated record. NCBI's taxonomy places the organism in Eukaryota, Metazoa, Chordata, Lepidosauria, Squamata, Pythonidae.